This is a messenger RNA of Cuscuta europaea, 1147 nucleotides long. The record is from the annotation of a GenBank genome assembly. Lineage: Eukaryota; Viridiplantae; Streptophyta; Magnoliopsida; Solanales; Convolvulaceae.
AGUCAACAAUUCAGCUGCUACAAUAUCUGCUAAUAUUAAUAGCAUCCCGGUGCUUAACGGCAUGAAUUUUAAGGAAUGGAAAGAGAGCGUUAUGAUUGUUCUCGGUUGCAUGGAUCUAGACCUUGCACUUCGGACUGAGAAACCCGUCGCUCUUAAGGACACAUCUACCCUUGAUGAAAAGAAGGAGAUGGAGAGGUGGGAAUGCUCAAACCGCAUGAGUCUAAUGAUCAUGAAACGUGCAAUUCCAGAAUCAUUCAGGGGCACGAUGUACGAUGGGGCUGAUGCCAAAUCGUUCCUUGCCGAACUUGAAAAGCGUUUUGCUAAAAACGAAAAGGCAGAAACUAGCACUCUUUAGAGCAUUCUUGUUUCCAUGAAGUAUAAAGGCAAAGGGAACAUAAGGGAGUACAUUUUGGAAAUGUCUCACAUUGCUUCAAAAAUAAGUGCACUAAAGCUCAUUUUACCUGAGGAAUUACUUGUGUAUUUAGUUUUGAUCUCUCUUCCUUUUCAAUUUAAUCAAUUUAAAGUCAGUUACAACUGCAUUAAGGAGAAAUGGUCUCUCAAUGAGCUCAUUUCUCAUUGUGUUCAAGAGGAAGAGAGAAUAAAGCAAGAUAAGACUCAAAGCGCUCAUUUGACAUCUACUCCUAAGGGCAGCAAGAAAAGGAAAAUUAUGGAAGCUGUAAAUCCAGGGCCUCAAAGAAAGCAUCAUAAGGAAACUAAGGAAGAAACUAAGGAAUCUGGAUGCUUCUUUUUCAAAGGGACUAAUCGUAAGAAAAAGAACUGCACUAAGUACCACGCUUGGCGUGCGAAAAAAGGGUUGCCUGAGCUGCCGAAAACCAAUUGAUGGUGAAAGAUACAUCUAUGUCGGAGAUGGCAAGCGGGUUCAAGUUGAGACUAUCGGUGUUUUUAGAUUAUUAUUGAAGACUGGAUUUUAUUUGGAUUUGAAAGAUACAUUUGUUGUGCCGUCAUUUAGGCGACAUUUAAUUUCUAUUUCUGCAUUGGACAAAUUUGGUUAUUCUUGUUCAUUUGGAAAUAGUCAGUUUAGUCUAUUUCAAGAUUCAAAACUUAUUGGUACCGGUCUUUUAUCAGUUUAUGAUCAUCUAUAUUCACUUGAUAUAAUUACCUCAUAUAAUGAAACCUUGCAUGCGAG